GCUAUACUGUGGCGUCAAAUGUCAUUCAAUGGUUUUGGGAGGUGGUCAAAACUUUUAACAAGAAAGACAUGGCAAGAUUUCUGCAAUUUGUGACUGGAACAUCAAAGGUUCCUUUGGAAGGUUUUAAGGCCUUGCAAGGCAUCUCUGGUCCUCAGAGGUUUCAGAUUCACAAGGCAUAUGGAGCUCCGGAUCGAUUGCCAUCGGCUCAUACAUGCUUCAAUCAACUAGACUUUUCUGAGUAUACUUCUAAAGAACAGCUUCAAGAAUGGUUAUUACUAGCCAUUCAUGAGGCCAGUGAAAGCUUUGGUUUUGGUUGACUUCUAUCCUUCUCCCAUAUCUUUGCACAGUAGUUCUACCAUUAUGUCUUCAACCUGUCAUAUGGAGAUGAUGAUGAAUGUGACUCGGCUGGGCAGUUAUUUAUUUUUGUUGAGGAAAGGUAGCAUCGAAUGAGGAAAUUUAUGAUG
Molecule: messenger RNA, 464 nt
Organism: Arachis ipaensis
Lineage: Eukaryota; Viridiplantae; Streptophyta; Magnoliopsida; Fabales; Fabaceae
Source: RefSeq, a predicted model, not a curated record